CUCUGAUGGAGAGGCCGUGACGAUGUGCUGACGUGGCUCUCAUCAGCAGCACACUGUGGAAACCCGUGGGAGACAGAGAGAGCACGGAGUGAAGAUCUGUCCAGCGGCACUGCAGUCACUCUCACUAGCGGAAUAGCGUUCAUUUAGAGGCUCAAUGAUGGAGGUUCCACGUGUGGGACACAGUGUCAGCAGCCCCACGAGCCCGUGCGAGGACAUGAUGAAGAAUCUCAGUCUGGACGCCAUCCAGCUUUGUGAGAGAGAAGGAAAUAAGUCCCUGGACAGCGGCAUUGCAGAGAUGGAGGAACUUCCUGUUCCCCAGAACAUCAAAAUCAGCAACAUCACAUGCGACUCCUUUAAGAUCUGCUGGGACAUGGACUCCAAGUCAAAGGAACGCAUCACACACUACUUCAUCGACCUCAACAAGAAAGAAAACAAGAAUGCCAACAAGUUCAAACACAAGGACGUCCCCACUAAACUGGUAGCAAAAGCAGUCCCUUUGCCCAUGACAGUGCGAGGCCACUGGUUCCUGAGUCCACGCACCGAAUACACUGUUGCCGUACAGACCGCGUCCAAACAGGGUGAUGGCGACUACGCCGUGUCGGAAUGGAGUGAGAUCAUUGAAUUCUGUACAGGCGAUUAUUCCACUGUUCAUCUCACACAGUUGCUGGAGAAAGCAGAGGUCAUCGCUGGCAGAAUGCUGCGGUUCUCAGUCUUUUAUCGAAACCAACACAAAGAAUACUUUGACCAUGUAAGGGAAGCCCAAAACAACAAGAUGCUGCUGUCAGUGAAGGAUAACAGCGGCAGCCACGGUUCGCCCAUCAGCGGGAAGCUCGAGGGCAUCUUCUUCAGCAGCAACACCGAGUUCAACACAGGCAAACCCCCACAGGACUCACCGUACGGCCGUUACCGCUUCCAGCUGCCAGCCGAGGAGCUCUUCAGUCCCAAGACAAACCUGUAUUUCGCCGACUUCUACUGCAUGUACACGGCCUAUCACUACGUCAUUCUGGUGAUCGCGCCGAAGGGCUCGUCUGGAGACGAGUUCUGCAAGCAGCGCCUGCCAGCGCUGGAUAUCGCCAACAACCGCUUUAUGACGUGCUCGGAGGAUGAAGACGGCCGGUUGGUGUUCCACCAUGCACAGGACCUUAUCCUGGAGGUCAUCUACACCGACCCCGUGGAUCUGAGCCUGGGCACGGUAGCUGAGAUCAGCGGCCACCAGCUCAUGAGCCAGUCCACAGUCAACGCCAAGAAGGAUCCCAGCUGCAAGACCUGCAACAUCAGCGUGGGACGCUAACCUACGAAUCGGAACCCUUCUGCUGCCUUGAACAGCACAGAAAAUCGCCUUCUCCUUUAGCCGUCCUCCUUACCCAUUAUCGAACGUAUCCAUAAUUCCUUCUGGUGUCCGCAGCAUGUGUCUCACAGCUUUUGACAAAAUGCUCUUUUUCGUUUACUAGCUUAUGGAUCUCGACCCGGGGUUGGGUUAGAUAUGUCUUGGUGUUGGGAUGUUGAAUUAAUCACCCCUGUCAAUCAAACUGCUUCUUUAAUCCUAUUGGCUGUCAGACCUUCCUGUUAGAACGCGGCAUUGUAACAGUUUACCAAAGUUUACACAAAUUUAACACUAAAUGCUCAUCAAGUCACUGAAGUCGGUGAAUCGAGACAACCGUUCUUUUAAGGCAUUAUGAAGGUGAUGAUAUCUCAAAAAAUAUGUGAUUGGACGUAUCUGUAGCAUGACUGCAAACAUUUUUGGAAACGUUGACAUUAGCAUAACUGUUCUUUAGCAGUGUUUCAUGUUAUCUAUUCCAACCCAUCCAGUAUACUGGGAUUUAACAUAUAUUAAAUGUGAUACGACAUGUAGAUAGAAAAAUAUUUAUUUUUUAACUGGUGAAUAGAAAAUGGACAGGACCAGAAGUAGUGAUGGAAAAGAAAAGGUUCACGAUAAAGCAAAAAUAUAUAGAUACAUAUAUACACAUAUGUUUACUGUAUAAACCAAUGUAGAAUUACGUGCACAAUAGCUAACAUUCAAAAGCUACAUUUGUCAUUGUGGAUGUGUACAGCAAAUAAAUUCUGGGACGACGAUAACAUGACAGAAUAACCACACCUGAUUGUAGCACAAUUCAACAGUUUACGUUGGUUGGCAUGCAAAGACACUACACAAAGAUUGUAAUAGUUCAUUGCAGUAGAGCCGUCAGAAAGGAAAGAUAUUGAUUGUUUCGUUUCCAGAGAGUAGCUACUUGAGCAGAAUUGCACUUAAAGCGCACAUCCGCUUCUCAUGAACAUAUCUCCUGCUUUGGGCUUCAGUAUUGUUUUUAGUGUAUGACGUUAUUGGACAGUGUUCAUUUUAACCACUGGCUUAAUGUAUCAUUUGUUCUUCAUGUAUAGGAGGAAAACUGUGCUCUGUGAUGGCCACGUACUGUACUUUAACACGUUUUUGAACAAAAUAGAUCUUUAAAAAUACUUAGCUCUCCUGGGAGAACCUUUUCAAUUCUGGAUAUUCUGGUAUUCAAUUCUGCUCCCUUUUUCAUGUGAGAGACAGAUAUAUGAGAAAUAAACAUGGUUGGUUGCUGCUGUAUUCAUAUGUUAGGGAACUCAUUGAAAUGUGCAUAAAACCCUUAUUUUAAGUGCUCUGCGUUGUUUUCUGUC
This is a messenger RNA of Sinocyclocheilus grahami, 2637 nucleotides long. RefSeq names its product phytanoyl-CoA hydroxylase-interacting protein-like. Gene Ontology annotation, molecular function: protein binding. The record is from RefSeq and is a predicted model, not a curated record. Lineage: Eukaryota; Metazoa; Chordata; Actinopteri; Cypriniformes; Cyprinidae. The transcript is spliced from 5 exons. Gene Ontology annotation, cellular component: cytoplasm. The coding region runs from base 155 to 1291 and encodes 378 amino acids.